UGCAGCUCACUCAGUUUGUCUCCCCCAGAAUCCCCUUUACUAUUCAACGCCUGUGUGAGUUACUCACUGAACCAAAGAGGAACUACACAGGGACAGACAAAUUCCUAAGAGGAGUCGAGAAGAAUGUAAUGGUGGUCAGCUGUGUCUAUCCCACCACAGAGAAAAACGGGUCCAGCAGUGUCAGCAGGAUGAAUGGGGUCAUGUUCCCAGGGAAUGCAUCUUCUUAUACAGACAGAAACAUAAACGGGCCUGGCACCCCCAGACCGCUGGCCCGGCCUAAGCUCUCACUGUGCAGUUCGCCAGCCACCAAUGGCCUCCCUGACAGCACGGAGAGUAAGGAGCCCCCCGCAGUGCAGGGAGAGAAGGCCAUCAGGUAUGGGGAUAGCAGCGCAUACAGACACAUGUGUUCCAUCCCACUAAGUGGGUCUGUUGUAAAACAUCCACUUUUAUAAAGCGGUGAGGUCAUAAAUCUGUAGUGUUAUUUGCUCCCUGUAAUCAUAAUUUUUAUUUUUUUAUUUUUUUUUUUUUAACCAAUUGAAAUAUUUUCAUUCGGAUGAACAUGAAUGUGAUUUGGUGAGCAGUUCUUUGUUUUUUUAUUGUCACAAAUGCGCCGCCCUGUCUAUGCGUGAGUGCAACAACAUGGACAAAACUGAUUAUGAUUAGCACAUGUGGAGAGUCUGUGCAGAGCUCAACUUCAGGCUGAUUAUAUUUUAUGUAUUUAUUUUUUAAACAUGUUUUAGAUUACCUUAAUGGUUCCUUUUUAAGAUUUGCCUCCCAUUACUCAGUAAAAAAUGUUUUGGCAUCUUAUUGCAUGUGUAUAACAUGCAAUGUUGGUACUAGCAUCACACGUCGUGCUGACCUAGUACUGAGGCAAAUGCAGUGCUUACCGUCGUCACUGCACUCCACUGCUUUGUGUGUGCGGAGUUUGCAUGUUUUCCCCCUGUGCGCAUGGUUUCUCCGGAUCCUUUGGUUUUCUCUCACAGUGUAAAAAUGUGUGACUGAUGUGAAUUGGAAGAGCCUAAAUUGAGCGUGUGUAUGUACGCUGCAGUAGGCUGUGAGCCCAUGGCUGCUGAUUCAGUCCUCCAUUAUUGCUGUGUUUAGUUUCAGAUUAAGACUCAUUUUCCUUUCUCAUUUUUUAGUGUAUUCACAUACAUAAAGAUGUCGCUCCCUCAAACCCAAACAGUGUCAUAAUAGACAAAUAAAUGGAUAUCACAAUAAAAAGAAGGGUAUAAAAUACAAAAGAUGUAUAGAAAUAGAUAAAAAUAAAUAUGUUCAAAAAGGAGACUGUAAAGUGACCAGUGAUGGGAGGGAGUGUGUGUGCUUGUGAGUAUUCAGUGCUUGUGAGUAUUCAGUGCUUGUGAGUAUUCAGGAGUCUAACAGCCUGGGGGAAGAGGCUGUUUUGCUGCCUGUUGGUCCUGGUUUGGAUGCACCCAAAACUUUCCAGAAUGCAAGAGAAAAACAAUCUGUCCGAGUGGCGUGAGGGAUCUCUAGUAAAGCUGGAGGCCCAGAAAGCGCAGCGUUGGUGGUGAAUCUCCAAAGGAGAAGGACAGAUGUACCAGUUAUCUUUUCAACUGUCUUCAUUGUCCUGUUCAGUUGGUGCUAUUCAAUCUCUUUACUGUUACUGAACCAGGAAGUGAUGCGACCAUUUAGUACACUUUCAGUGGUGUCCCUGUAAUAGUUGAUGAGGGCUGGCGCGGUGAGACUUGCCGUCUUUUGGCUCUGGAGGGGGUGGAGCCUUCUGUGUGAUUCAGUUCAAUUUAGUUUUAUUUGUAUAGUGCAUUUUCACAGCAUUACAUUGUCUCAAAGCACUUUAAAUUAUCCCUGCCCAAAGCCCCCAGUGAGCAAGCCAGAGGUGGCAGUGACAAGGAAGAAACCUUGGGGGGAGCCAGACAUAAAGUAGGCCAUCCUCCAUGGGCUGACAGAGGACAUGAACAAAAUCCUAAUUUAUACAGUCCAAAUUUUAAGAUUCAAAUGCAAAUGUGCAGGAUAAGCAGGUGAUGGUUCUGCUUCCGAUGGCAGCAUGAAUGAUGGUACGGCAGCAGGGUGGGCAGGAGAGACGUCACAGGCGG
This is a messenger RNA of Paramormyrops kingsleyae, 2069 nucleotides long. NCBI's taxonomy places the organism in Eukaryota, Metazoa, Chordata, Actinopteri, Osteoglossiformes, Mormyridae. The record is from RefSeq and is a predicted model, not a curated record.